This is a messenger RNA of Drosophila takahashii, 353 nucleotides long. RefSeq lists its product as uncharacterized. Lineage: Eukaryota; Metazoa; Arthropoda; Insecta; Diptera; Drosophilidae. The record is from RefSeq and is a predicted model, not a curated record.
GCGGAAACAGCUUCAAGUUGCGACGAACAUAAAUCAUAUUUUAGACCAACAAAAUGCAAUUCACUUUGCUCCUGCUCAUCGCCAGCGCUGCCUGCAUCCUGGCCGCACCCGCUCCCGCCGCCGAGGAGCAGCAAGAGUCCUCCGUGAAGGCCAAGCGGGGAUUGUCCUUGGGAUUGGGCUACCACGCCCCCCUGGUAACCCACUCGCAUUACAUCGCCGCCCCGACUUUGGUGCACCAUGCCCCCAUUAUAUCGCAUGCACCGCUCAUCGCCCACGCUCCUUUGAUUGCCCACCAUCCGGUAUCCUCGGUCUCGUAUCACCUGCCCAGCUACCACUCCAUUCACCACUUCUAA